This is a messenger RNA of Trichoplusia ni (cabbage looper), 3944 nucleotides long. RefSeq names its product neogenin-like (gene fra). Gene Ontology annotation, molecular function: protein binding. Gene Ontology annotation, biological process: cell-cell adhesion. Bases 296 to 3844 code for a protein of 1182 amino acids. Lineage: Eukaryota; Metazoa; Arthropoda; Insecta; Lepidoptera; Noctuidae. The transcript has 22 exons. The record is from RefSeq and is a predicted model, not a curated record.
GUUGCAAUUGCAAGCACUAGUUUCAUUGCUAUCUUCACGCUUCAAUAAUGCAAACUGCACGCUAAAAGCAAACGCAACUGCUGCUCCCUUCACACCACACCCACCCGGGCAAUGCCCUUUCAUUAUUGAGUUGUGUUUCCGAACGCGGCGGCGCUCGCUCAAAAAUGGCGGACCGUCCGUAACAUCGCUAUAAAGCUGUGUGAACUAUAACUCGAAUUAUUCGUGAAUUUUAUGUGAAAAUGUGAUACGUAUGAAUUAAAACAUAUUGUGUAGUGUUGUUACUGUGUUUAUCAACAUGUGGCGGACAGGGAUGUGUCGUUUCGGGGUUGGGAACUGGAUAUUCUUGUUCGCCUGCUUCCAUUUGUUUACAUAUGCUCAAGGUGGCGAGGAUCCUCUAGACUUCGGCGUCCGCUUUACCUCAGAGCCCAGCGAUGCGGUGAUAGCACCAGGCGAGGCAGCGCUGCUGGCUUGUUCUGCGACGUCACGCCGCGCCAUACGCCUGGCGUGGAGACACAGCGUGGUGUCACCACCGACCAGGGAUCAUGGUAUAACGGACACGGAUAAAUAUAGAAAACAGCUCCCCAAUGGCUCUCUAUCGAUCACGGAGAUGUCAGCAUCGCUGGCUGGGCAGUACCAGUGCGUGGCCACUGUGGACGGCGUCGGGACUAUACUGUCGAGAGUGGCGACGGUGUUUUUGGCCGAGGUCCCCGACGUCGCCGGCGGGCCCCGCUCGGUGCUGGGCGCGGCGGGGGGCGCGGCCCUGCUCGCGUGCGGUGUCCGCGCGCCCCCGCGCCUCGCGCUGCGCCUACACACGGCCGCGCCGCCCGACCGACGUGUGUACGGCGCGACGAGACUUCAUAAUGCGCCUCCUAUGCUUAAGUUGAAUGUGACCUGGCUGAAGAACGGUUCCCCGAUGCGUGUGGACAGCGCUCGCAUGUCGCUGACGCCGAGCGGCGCGCUCGAGAUCGAACCACUCCGACACCACGACAGCGCGCGCUACGCCUGCAGGGUCGCGCUCGCCAACGACCCGCAGAUCUUCAAAACCAGUGAAGAGACGGAGCUACGUGUAAGCGCGGAGACACCGAACGUGGAAUCUCCACCUCGGUUCAUAGCCACUCCACAACCCGUCACCGUCAUGGAAGGUGCAUCAGUGACUUUUGACUGCGCGGCCGUGGGCAAUCCGAAGCCGGAAAUAACUUGGCUUAAUAAUGGAGCUGCGAUAGACCUUAGUGACUUGGACUCACGGUUCUACCUGGUGGGAUCAGGCUCUCUACGCGUGCAGCAAGCUCGUGCGUUAGAUGCAGGCGCGUACACCUGCCGCGCUCACAGCCGACUGGACUCCGCCGACCAUACAACACAGCUGCAUGUCUUGACUUCCCCGCGCGUGCAGAUGGGCGCUAGCGGGGCGCUGGCGGCGCGCGCGCGCGGUGACGUCACGCUCCGCUGCGAGGUGCGCGGGCGGCCGCCGCCCAGCGUCACGUGGCUCAAGGACGGGGACCCGCUGUCGCCCAACAACCACGACAUCGCGCUGCUGGACGGCACAUCGCUGCGUAUCCAAGGCGUGUUGCGUGUCGACGCGGGCAUGUUCCAGUGCGCGGCCACGUCCGCCGCCGGCUCCGCGAUAGCCGCAGUCAGGCUCAUGGUGCUACCGCCAGAUGACGACAUCAGCAACAUAACUAUCGAGGUCCCAAACUCGACGCACGAUAUAUUCACGAGUCUGGUCUCGUCAGACCAAGACCACACUCUAGACCCGACGCCCGAAGACCCGGACUUCCUCGGCGAGACCUCAUCAGCGUACACCUCAGGCCCAGACUUAGAGUACGAUGACUAUGAUAGUGAUGUUGAUUUCCAUGCUGCUGAAGGUCUGGAUUUGGACCUGGAUCUGGAUUUGAAGUCUGGGAACGCGAGUCUGGUGUCGGCUCCUAGGGGCCUGAAGGCGGUGAUCGUGAAGCAUCGGUUCGUGACCUUGAGCUGGGAGGAGCCUCAGCAUAAAGCGGAGGAAGUUACGGGAUACGCUGUCAUAUAUAAAGUUAAAGGGAGUGAGAGAGAGCGCGUGGCCCGCGGCGGUCCGUCGCGUCACGAGAUGAACGUGGCCUCCCUGCAACCGAACACGACCUACCAGUUCACUGUCCUGGCGUACACUGAGCAUGGCACUUCACCGCCUACUGAUAUGGUAGAAGUCCGGACCUCAGAAGAGGAGGUCACUCACGGCCCUCCGCUGAACCUCCGCGGGGAGGCCGUGGGCCCUCACACGCUACGCCUCACGUGGUCCCCUCCCGUAGCACAGCCGCCGCCUACGAAGUACUCUAUACAUUACACUGAGGUGGACAGCGGCCGCGAACAAUUCCAAUGGGUGGAAACGGAACCCGCGACCUCGACGAUCACGAGCACGCUCACCGGUCUGCGUGCCGCCAGUACGUACGUGCUACGUGUAGCGGGUGCGGGGGGGGCGCCCGCAGAGCUACGAGUGAAGACGCCUGCUGAUGCGCCAGCCGCCCCACCUGCUAACGUCACUGUUGUUGCUACGAGUGCUACGUCGAUCCUAGUCCGCUGGGAAGCCCCUCCGUCCCGCACGCACCGCGGGGCCCUCACGGGGUACAAGGUCCGCUACCGCGCGGUGGGGGCCGCGGCGGGGGGCGCGGGGCCCGCCGGCAGCCCCCCGGGGUCAACCGCUGGACGCCGGAAGGCUGACUCUCUGACCACGCCGGCUGAUCAACGUCGCGCUGAGCUGAGAGGACUUGAUACCGCUACUACUUAUCAGAUCCGAGUGUGCGCUAUCAACGUGAACGGCUCGGGUCCGUUCUCGGAGUGGGUGACGGCGAGCACGCAGCGGCAGGAGCUGGACGAGAGCAGGGUGCCGCCGCAGCCGCCGCCGCUUACCACCCGCGCCGGGCGCGACUGGAUCUCGGUGUGGUGGGGGGAGGAGGAGGGGGGCGUGCUGGUGCGGGGCUACGUGCUGGGCUGGGGGCUCGGCGUGCCCGACGACGCCGCGCGGGAGCUGCCCGCGCAUCUACACUCACACGUCAUCAGGGGGCUGGAAUCGAACGCGGAAUACGUGAUAUCCCUCCGAGCGAGCAACUCCCGUGGUUUGGGUCCCGCUGUCUAUGCGACAGUGCGGACCAAACCCCCGGCGGCUGAUGAAGACGAAUUAGACGAUGGGGAUGAAGAGGGGGACGAUGAAGACGAGAGGGAUGAACCCCCACCGCUUAUACCCCCUGUAGGGGUUAAGGUAAUCAUGCUGAGUGGUACCACCGCAGUCGUGUACUGGACAGACCCCACACUACCUAAGGGACAGACGGCGACCGAUGGUCGUCGCUACGUAGUUCGGUGGUCGAGUGCGGGCGGUCGAGUGCGCAGCUUCAACGCGACUGACCUCAACUGUAUGCUAGACGAACUACGGCCUUAUACGCAAUAUGAGUUCGCUGUGAAGCUCAUCAAAGGAGGUCGCGAGUCAGCCUGGUCGAUGCUGGUGUCCAACACGACGCUGGAAGCGGCCCCGGGGUCGGGCCCGCGCGAGCUCCGCGCCGCGCCGCCCCCGCCGCCCGCCUCCGCCGCGCGCGCCCUCGACCUCGCCUGGCAGCCGCCCGCCAAGCCCAACGGACUCAUCACAGGCUACGUAAUAAUGUACGCGGUGUCUCGCGGCGGGGAGGAGGAGUGGACGGCGAUAGCAGCGCUCGGGGAGAGAACCCGCGCUCGGGUGGAGCGACUCCGACCUCGCACCACUUACCUCAUCAAACUGCAGGCGCGGAACUCCAAGGGACUGGGGCCCUUCUGUCCACCCAUCACAUAUACCACUGCUAUGGGUAAGGGAAACUUGUAUGAUGAUUUAAUAUGUAUUUUUUGAUUUAUGACACGUUUUGUAGUUAUUUUUCUUAAGGCAGUGUAAUUUUUACGUCAAAUGAAUUACAUAUCACCAUAUAUUUAUAUAUACAGAGUCAGGUGAA